Colossoma macropomum (tambaqui) is the source of this 3311-nucleotide messenger RNA. It is a transcript of the gene usp16, whose product is annotated as ubiquitin specific peptidase 16. Gene Ontology annotation, molecular function: cysteine-type deubiquitinase activity; zinc ion binding. Gene Ontology annotation, biological process: protein deubiquitination. NCBI's taxonomy places the organism in Eukaryota, Metazoa, Chordata, Actinopteri, Characiformes, Serrasalmidae. The record is from RefSeq and is a predicted model, not a curated record. The coding region runs from base 231 to 2795 and encodes 854 amino acids. The transcript is spliced from 18 exons.
GUUUCUCAGAGUCAGCGCUGACAGUCGGCGUGUCCGGUAUGUUAGCACCAUCCGCUCCAGUGUUCACAGUAAAUCCCCUCAGCGAUGGGCUCAGAUAGCGCUCUGGUAGACGGUUCUGUGUUUGUUGCGGGUUCCCCACACAGGAGAACCCUGUUUUUGAGACUGUAAAGCGCCAGAAACUACAGCGCUGUUUCACUUUCACUUUCUGAAAUCUAUCAACCUGCGCCACAAUGGGCAAAAAGCGUGGAAAGGACAGAAGUCCGAGAGGAGAGAACUCCGUGGAUCUGUCAGGUGCUACAUGUACUCACAUCCGUAAAGGAAUAGAGCACAACUUGCUGAAGAAGGUCAGCCUGGACAAGACCUGGAACACCUGCCAGGCCUGCGAGGAGGAGAAACCCAGUAACGGCGACGCUCAGGCGGAGAACGAGGCCAGUCAGGAGGGGCCGGCUGUGUGGAUGUGUCUGAAAUGUGGACACAGAGGCUGCGGGAGAUUCUCGGAGAACCAACAUGCCAUCAAACACUACGAGAAGCCGCGCUCAGACACGCACUGCCUGGUGCUCAGCCUGGACAGCUGGAGUGUUUGGUGUUAUCUCUGUGAUGAUGACGUCCACUACUCCAGCACGGGGCAGCUGGCUCAGCUGGUCUCCAACAUCAAGAAGCAGGUGCUGACAGGCUCCGGCCAGAAAACCUCCACUAGAAAGGUGAAGGAGGAGAACAGCGUGUCGGAGGUCGCAGUGGAGAAAGCGUCUGAGAAGGAGCAAGAGGAUACGGCGAAGCAGGAGAAUACGGCAAAGCAGGAGAGUACGGUGAAGCAGGAGAAUACGGUGAAGCAGAAGGAGCUGAAGAAGGCCACGAAGAAGAACGGCGCCCCAAAAGAGUCCACGGGAGGGUCCGGCUGUGGAGCCGUAGCCGUGAAGGGCUUCAGUAAUCUGGGAAACACCUGCUUCUUCAACGCAGUCCUGCAGAACUUGUCUCAGACGGUGCUGCUGCGUCGGCUGCUGAGUGGAGUGAAGGAUGAGCAGAGCAGCUUGUUACUCAGACCCCCACCGUCCUCACAGCUGGAUCCUUUGCAGGUCCAGCUGCCCCGACCCGGCUCCCUCACCCUGGCGAUGUGCCAGCUGCUGAACGAGAUCCAGCAGACCCAGAAGUCCGUGGUGACGCCCAGAGAGCUCUUCACACAAGUGUGCAAGAAGGCGGCCAGGUUUAAAGGCUUCCAGCAGCAGGACAGUCAGGAGCUCCUGCGCUACCUGCUGGACGGCAUGAGAGCCGAGGAGAGCACUAGAGUAACGGCUGGAAUCCUGGAGGCGCUGAAGAGCUCUGGGAAAAGUCUGGAUGAAGAACAGAAGAAAAUAGCGAAAGAGUACGAGAGAAACGGUGGCAGCAAGAACUUCGUGGACCACGUGUUUGGCGGGGAGAUGACCAGCACUGUGAUGUGUAAGGAGUGCAAGACCGUUUCCUUGGUGACGGAGGUGUUUCUCGACCUGUCGCUGCCUGUGGCUGAUGAGGCCUACAGGAAGAAGAACCAGAAGAAGGGAGUUCAGCAGAAGAGCAGCGUCUCUGAGGACAGGGGGAAGGACGCUGCCGCUCCGCUGGCCAACGGGGAUGAAGAUAUGCCGACAGGUGCAGGCAGCAAGUAUCAGCUGAAGAAGGCCAAGAAGCAGGCCAAGAAACAGGCAAAGAAUCAGAGGCGGCAGCAGAAACAGGGAGCGAAGCUCACGCUGGACGCUUUGACCAAUCAGGACACGGGAAGCCCUUCAGAAGCUCCACCUACCACUGCAGAUGGACAGUUGGAGGCUGGCAGUGAGGGUGAAGCGGACCAGGAUAAGAGCCAGUCAGUGGCCUCUGAGCCAGCAGGGCGGGACCAAGAUGCACCUGCUGACGAGGAAGAGGAGGAGGAAGAAAGUAAAGAAGCCUCUGAAAGAGAUGCUGCGUCGACUAUCAACCGCUUCAGCGCUCUGUCAGAGGAACGAGCCGACGCCAACGUGGAGCAGGACGGAGGAGAGGAAGAGGAGGAUGAGGAGGGAGAAAUGAGCGUCCCGUUAAAUGAGGAAGACGAGUUAGCAGAUGGUGUGAAUGCACUGUCCCUGCAGGCAGCCAAUGAGGAGAGCUUGGAGGCGGGGCUGGAAGAGAAAGCAUCAGGUGACACUGUAGAGUAUGUGGUGGUGAAUCAGGAUCCAGAGCUGGCCUUCCGCACUCUGGCCAGCAGGGCGGCGCCGGACAAGCAGGAGUGCUCAGUGGAGUCGUGUCUGUACCAGUUUACAGAGGUGGAGCAUCUGACUCAGAGUAACAGUCUGCUCUGUGUGACCUGCACCAAAAGACAGGCCACGUCUAAAGCCUCGGACGGUUCUAGGAAGAACGUUUACAGAGAGGCUCUGAAGCAGAUGCUGAUCUCGGCUCCUCCUCCUGUCCUCACUCUGCACCUGAAGAGGUUUCAGCAGGUGGGCUACAGUGUGUGUAAGGUGAACAGACAUGUUCAGUUCCCUCAGGUGCUGGAUCUCGCCCCAUUCUGCUCCACCAACUGCAAGGGGGUGGAGGAGGGAGAGACUCAGGUGCUUUAUUCUCUCUAUGGAAUCGUGGAGCACAGCGGCACUAUGAGGUCCGGCCAUUACACGGCGUUCGUCAAAACUCGACCCCAAACAAACCCAGCGCUGCUUAACGGAGCCGCGUCCGCAGGUGAAACGGCGCCCCCUAAAGGAUCGUGGUUCCACAUCAGUGACAGCAGCGUUCAGCCUGUUACAGAAGCCAAGGUCCAGAGCGCUCAGGCCUACCUCCUGUUCUACGAGAGGAUCUCCUAGAGCACCGGCACAUCCGGACUCAUCGCUUCAUCACCUCUCCGCUCAGAGAUGACGCUGCUGGUUACCUUAGCCAACGCUUUUCUGCCAGAGGACGUGUUAUAAUAAAGCACUACGUCAGUAGGAAAGGAGAGAGUCAGCCUGUUAAUGAGCCUCUUGCUUUUAUGGUGAAACGGUUUCUGUUAAAUCGCGGAUGAUAAAUGACGAUUAUGACCCCUAGUUUGUGACGGUUUGGCGUUUAGAGUGGAAGAACAGGAUGAACUGUAUUGACCUUUAUGGUGUGAAAUAAGGGAUUCUUUAGUUAUUUUUAAGGAUUUUUUUGCAUAUCUGACAGUAUGGUGCACAAGUCUGACCAAACCCUGCUGAGAACAUUGGAGGUGCUUCAGUGUUAAGCAAACAAACUGACCGUUAGAAAACCUCGAACUUGCCUAAGUGAGCUAAGUAUAUUGAUUUUUAUGAAAUAUUUAAUUUGGUACAAUUUUAUAUUACAAAUGCUUAAUAAAAUAAUUACUAAUUUGA